UUUUUAAUAUAUAUAUAGUGUUUUAAUAUAUUAUUAUAUAAUAAGUGGGCGAAAAGCAGAUUAACAAAUUCUCCAUAAAAACCACAUAAAACUACUACUUUACUAAGCUUAUGUUGAAGCUACAAGUGUUAUAAUAAAUUGCCGCGUACUGUAUGCAUUUGUUUAGGGGAAAUUUUCCAAUUGGAAUGUAUUUAAACCUACAUAUGGCAACGCGACAAAGUCAGCUGCUGUCAUUUCACAUUCCACUUUGAAAUAGUAUUCGUAGCUCCACCGUUUGCUUCGUACUUUUCAACUGUUUGGUGUUUUGCAUUUUCAGUAUUUCUUUUCGGUGCGUUCGCGAAGGUUGAUUAUAUUGUUGUCUUUAAAUAUUUGUACUCAAUUGUUUUAUAUGGUUGUGCUAGCUGUUGUUAUUAUCCAUCCCGUCUCCUCCAUGCGCUGCUGCUGCUGCUGCCGUUGAUUUUCCAACGAAACGUAAAUACAAAAACUACUACAACUACAACAAAGCGCAUUUAUUGCGGUAGCAGACACAAAAAGGAAGCUUAUCGAUUAGUUUUCCAUCCACAACCAACGAGCAAGUGAGUUGAGUGGAAAAUCUUUUUUAUUUGACGGUAAAUAAAAAAAAAUUAGAAUGUAAAAGAAAACAAGUGCAAAAUGUUAUUGUUGUCUGUGCGCGCGGACGUAAUUGACAGCAAUUGAUGAAUGUUUUGCAGACGGAGCUUAGGUGGUGAUCCGUGUCUCGUUCGGGACAACAACGCAAAACGCCCAAAAGUAAUAUAUAUUUAACGGUACUAAAAUGCAUGUGAAUUGAGUUGGAAAAUAAAUAUAAUAUUUAUGUAAAAUAUAAAUAAAAUAAUGCAUAAAAGAGAUAUAUAAAAAGACGUAACACAAAGGGCGGAAAAUUUGCAAAUAAAAAAGUCACCAAAAGCAAAAAUUUGUAAAGUGCAAACAAUAAAGAGGCAAUACGUUAAACGGCGUACAGGGCAAAAAACAACGAAUGUUAAGCAAGUACAUAAAGUGAAAAAGUCCAAUAAGAAAUAAGCAGAAUAAAGAAAAAUACACCAAAAUAAGCAUUUGUGAAGAUUAAUAAAAUAUUAAUAAUAAAACCGUUAAGUGAUAUUGUGUGUAAUUGUUUAAUAUGUGUAAUUUAUAGAAAAAAAUUUUGCAAUUGAAAAAUCGAGUGCCAAUUCAAGCAGCGAUUUUGCAUCACAUCUGCUCUAAGCAGAUAAAACCAAACACGGACCAAGCCGUGAGGUGACGUUGCCGCCGCCUGUCUCUACUGCAGCAAAGCUAAAAUGUGGAUAUCAUCCAACAACAAAUACGGCGUUGCCAUACACAAUUGGCAUGGUGAUGUUCGUUUCGGUCUGGCGCUCGACGUGGGCGAUUCUGUUGAAAUUCUGGAAGAAUGCAAAAACUGGUAUCGUGGCACAUGUGCGCGCAAGUCCCGCGCUGUGGGAAUCUUCCCUAAAACCUAUAUACAUAUUAAGGAGCUGUCGAAAAUUGAUCCCGUAGUCGCCGAAUGUACACAAGUCCUGCGUGAAUGGUCGGAAAUAUGGAAGAAACUCUAUGUGGAUCGAGAAACGUACAAAUUUCUCACAUUACGAAAAGUAAUGUUGUCCAUCUUAGAGUGUCGACGCGAGCUGUUAGGUGCCACAUUGACGCAAGACCAAACAUUGGAAUUGCAAACAUUGGUUGUUUCGCGCAUUGAUUGGGGAAAUCGAAAACUCGGCUUGGAUCAAGUACCACGUAUCGGCCCACUAGCUGUUGAUCCGCACAACAUCGGAAUUGUAGGCCUGUACAAUGUGCAUGUAUCUAGCGCAGACAAUGCCAAAGCAUCUUCGAGCCGCGGUACGUUGCGUCGCAAAGUUCAACGCAAAAUACUCACACACCAUUUAUACUUUUGUAUGCGUGAUUUCGGCCACCGUAUCGGCGGCGACGAUGCUGAGGUAUAUUUCUACUUAUACGAUGCCAAUCCGAUGCGCAUGCGUGCGCUGUCAGAACGAUUUUUGGUUAAAAUCUCCAAAGACGGUUUCUCAAAUUACAUAGAAAAAUUGCAUAGCAAUUGUACAGUGUUCACGGAUUUGGGUGCUGUCGAUUUAAAUGAAGACCUACAUUUAGUGGCUGUGGUAAUGCGUGUGGGUAAAAUUAAUCCCUCGGAAACGGGCAAAAAAGUGGAAAAAAAUAAUAGCAUCUGUUGCACGGGUCCAACCUAUCGUAGGCCAUUUGGUGUGGGUGUGCUGCCGCUAAAUGAUAUAACACAUUAUGAUAGCUCUAUUGAGUCGGAGGAAAAAGAGUAUAACUUUAAGAUUUACCAAUGCGAUGAAAAAGACUUCCAUCAACUACACGAAUUAAUCAUUAAGAAAUCAACUGGCAAAUUCUCGCCAAUAACCUCAGGCAAUCAAAAUACACAGGGUAUCGUAGUUUCGCUGAAGCUAUUGCACGGCGGACUCGGACAGGCGCGCCAAGAGCAACCGUUACUCUUUCAAGGCACGACAAUCACGCGAAAAAUGGGCUUUCCCGAUGUCAUCAUGCCCGGCGAUGUGCGUAACGAUCUCUUUAUCACGUUGGAACGUGCCGAGUUCGAACGUGGCGGCAAAAAUACCGCUAAAAAUAUACUAACUACCGUGGUUGUGCUCGACACGGCUGGUAAUAUUUUAACGGAAUGUUUGUGGGGCGCUUCGGGCAUGGAUUCACAGAGCUACUACAAAUCUAUGAUAUUGUAUCAUCAGAACUCACCAUGUUGGAAUGAAAUGUUACGCCUGAGUGUACCCAUCGAUAAGUUCUCCGCCGCGCAUGUGCGUUUCGAGUUCCGUCAUUGUUCUACACGCGAUAAAUCGGAUCCGAAACUCUUCGGUUUCAGCUUUGCGCGGCUUAUGGAUCCCAGUGGUGCGACACUCACCGAUGGUCAACACGAGCUGUACGUCUACAAGUGUGAGGAUUUGGCCAAAUUGCAUGCUGGUAAUUAUCUCAAAUUGCCAAGCAAACCGAAGGAUCCACACGCUAAAGUGGAUUGCAGCUCCAUAUUCCAUCGUAGUUCAAAGGAAAUUUUUGUCAUUAAAUCACUUUUAUGCUCGACGAAACUCACGCAGAACGCCGAUCUACUGUCACUACUGCAAUGGCGUACAAAUCCCGAGACGAUACAAGACUCACUAACGGGUGUGUUGCGUUUGAACGACGAGGAGCUGGUUAAAUUCCUGCAAGAUGUGCUCGAUGCACUAUUCGCCAUGUUCUCCAAUGAGGAGGGAAACAGCACCGAGCAUUCGGGUCUGGUCUUCCAUGUGCUCGUCAGCAUUUUUAGCGUGUUGCAAAGCAACAAAUUCCAACAUUUUCGUCCCGUUAUGAAUGCUUACAUCGAGAAUCACUUCGCUGCCGCGCUCGUCUACAAGGGUUUGAUUACUUCGGUUGAGCAUAUGGCUGUGUUUAUGACCAAGGCCGAACAUCCCGAUCCAUUCCAGAAAUGCUUUAGUUCGCUAGAAUAUAUUUUCAAAUUGCUUAUACAAUCACGCAAAUUAUUUGCACGCGCUACCGGUGGCCAGUACGAGGACUCAUUCCGCAGAGAUUUGCACUCGCUUUUUACGGCGCUCAACGGUAUGCUGGCAGUGCCAUCCUACGAUGUCAUCAUACCAACACAAGAGGCGCUGCUGAACUCUACCGGUGUGGUACUGGAGCAGUUGAAGGACACAUUGCCCGCGCCGGAGUUAGGUAUGUUGGCGCGCAAUAUGCUGGACGCCAUACCCAGAGAUGCGCCGGUACGUUUGGUACAGGCGAAACUAAACGCCGUUAAGGAUCUGGUGUCUGGUGAGCUGUUUCACGAAGAUGACUCACGUACUGUCGUUCUCUCUGUUGCCUGCAAACACCUGCGCAUGCACUUGGGUCGUCGCGAUGAGCUACGCCUGUGCGCCGAAAUAAUAUCGGAAAUUCUCAAUCACCUCUACGACUUGCAGCGUCAGCAGCGUGAAAAAGUCACAAACACUUUGCAACAUGAUCUGGAUUCGCUGUGUAAAAACAUUCUUGGCAUACUCAUAAAAACCAUAAGCAUAAUGAUGGAAGGUGCCAAUACAGUGCUACCACAAUUGGUCGCUUGCCUGCUGGGUCUGCUGCAGUUACUCGAUGAAACACAUUACAAGCACUACUGGGACGAGUUGAGUCCCAACAAGGAUCCACGUGAUUUGAAAGAUUUUCUCAGCAAGUCUCUACUGGUCUUCGAGGAGCUGCUUUCACAGGAUUGGCAAGUAUUCCCAACCGAUUGGUUGAUCAUGAAAUUGGCUUGCAACGAUGUGCUGCGCAAGGCCUUGGAGGAAUUCGCCAAACCAUUGGUUUAUCGUUUUCUUGGUCCGCAAUCCUUUGAUUCACCACUUUGGUGGUCUUACUUUAGUUUGGCGGUAACAUUUCUAACACAACCCUCACUGCAAUUGGAAAAAUAUCGUGAACCGAAACGUAGAAAGAUUUUGAAUACUCAUGGUGAUAUGCGCGUUCUAAUGGGCUUCCAGAUACUAAGCAUGUGGUCACAGCUGGGCGAACAGAAAUUACACUUCAUCCCUUCAAUGGUUGGACCGUUCUUGGAGGUCACGCUCGUACCAGAGCAGGCGUUGAGAAAGGCGACCCUCACGGUGUUCUACGAUAUGAUGCAGUGCGAACAAAGCGCACGUGGUUCCUUUCGCUUAGUGGAAAGCGAACUUAUCGAUAAGUUGGAUCUGCUCAUCAGUGAAAAUAAAGGCGAUGAUGAGUAUCGCGAACUUUUUAGUACAAUUUUACUUGAGAAAGUGCAAUCGGAGAAUCCCAAUUGGAAAGACUCGGGCAUUGCUUUCAUAGCAUCUGUGACGCGUUUAUUGGAACGCCUGUUGGAUUAUCGCAGCGUUAUGCAGGGUGAGGAAAAUCGUGACAAGCGCAUGUCUUGCACCGUAAACUUAUUGAAUUUCUAUAAAAAUGAAAUCAAUCGGAAAGAAAUGUAUUUAAGAUAUAUCUACAAACUGCACGAUUUGCACUUGCAAGCCGAAAACUAUACCGAAGCCGGCUACACGCUCAAACUCUAUGCUAAUAUGCUCAGUUGGGAUCGGGAAUCACUCUGCUUUGCGCCAUGCGAUAACACUGGUCAACCAGAGUGGCAGCGCAAAGAGCGGCUUUAUCAUGAGAUUCUGAAAUAUUUCGAUAAGGGCAAAUGUUGGGAGAAGGGCAUACCGUUAUGCAAAGAAUUGGCUGUGCUCUACGAGACACGUCGCUUCGACUAUAAUAAGCUCAGUGAAAUACUUAUUUUGGAGGCAAAAUUCUUUCAAAACAUCUUGACACAGUUGCGGCCGGAGCCGGAGUAUUUCCGUGUUGGUUUCUAUGGUUUGGGGUUUCCGCUUUUUGUGAGGAAUAAACAGUUUGUAUAUCGCGGCUUGGAGUACGAACGUAUUGGUGCUUUUACACAACGCCUACAAACCGAAUUUCCUACAGCACAGAUAUUGACCAACAACAGUCCACCCGACAACUCGAUACUCACUGCACCAGAGCAGUAUAUACAGAUCAGUAAUGUACGGCCGGUUGGUGAUGCGCAGGCGUUGAAGACGGCAAUGGUGCCGGUACCGGAGAAAAUUGCUAGAUUCUAUGAAGUCAACGACGUCACGCGCUUCAUCUAUGAUCGCCCUAUUUAUAAGGGUCCAAUUGAUAAGGAUAACGAAUUCAAAUCGCUUUGGAUCGAACGCACCAAACUCGAAAUAUCCAAUCCACUGCCGGGCAUCUUACGUUGGUUCGAAGUGAAACACAAGUCAGUGCACGAAAUCACACCCGUCGAGUUCGCCUGCGAAACAAUGAAUAAUGUCGGCAAAGAAUUGUGGGAUCUGAUAGUACAGUACCGCAGCGAACCGAAACGUAAUAUAAAUCCGUUCUCAAUGCGUUUGCAGGGCAUAAUCGAUGCCAAUGUAAUGGGCGGUAUUAGCAAAUAUCAAGAGGCGUUUUUCUCCGAACAGUUCCUCAAAUCACCACAAGGUCACGGGCAACAAGCGAAUGUGCAAAAAUUAAAGGCGCUUAUAUUGGAGCAGAUACAAGUGCUGGAGCAAGCCUUAGAACUGCAUGGCACACUGGCGCCACCAGGCGUACAACCGCUACACAAUCGUUUGCUCGAACGCUUCUCACAGCUGAAACAAAGCCUAUCGGGACUGGGUCGUUUGAAGCGUCAACAUUCAGAAAGUAUAGUUAAUACACCACUGCCACCACUUCCAACGGAAAAUCGCACUAUGAGCCUGGGUAAUCCCAAUACAAAUGCUGGAUCCUCAAAUUAUUAUGGUGUGUACGAGCAUGAUGAUAUUUACACGCGGCCAGGUGACACACUGCGUCCAGUUGAAACUGCAAAUGCAUUACUUAUAAAUAAUUCAUACCAAAUGUUAAGCAAUGAGAGCAUGAGCUCAGCGGAAAUUACGCGUGACAAAGUGCCACCGGUGCCGAAUCGACCACGUUCACAAAACUUCAUGGGUAGCAUGGAUGGACCAGAGGUGCCACCCAAACGUAAUACGAAUCAGCCGGGAUCACCAAGCGCGCCACCGCUACCACCGCGUGGCAUAACACCCGACAAACGCGCUUCAAAUCCAAUUACAAUAAAUGAUUUCACGAGUAGCCAAUACCCUACCGCUGGCUCCAUGCCUCGUCGCCCACUAUCGGCUCACCAUCAACAGCAGCAACAGCAACAUGAGCACGGUCAAAAGUAUUCUGUCGUGGAUAUAAGUUUUGACGAUCCCGAAGCUGAUCAACCACCACACUCUCUAACGAGUGUUGGCGAGACGCAACAAUUGAAUGUGGUCGGUUAUGGCCCAAAUGAUUUUCGUGAUUCCGGCAUUUCAACGACAAGUUCACACGAGCUGAAUAACUUGAAUAAUCUAAGCGAAGAGUCAUCAAGUAAUUCCCUAAGCACCGUGCAUCAUCGCGAUCACUGUCGCAUGGCAUCGAAUGGCAGCCUCGACAGCGCCUACACGAUCAACGCAACACUCAAUAUAAAUCAACGUGAAAACUCCGCGAAUUCCUUUGAUAUCGAAGAUCUGCCAAUGCCGCCGCCACCACCUAUACCACCCAAGUCAUUGAAUAUUGUUCAGAACACGACGGAUUCCUCUUCACUCGACGAUCAGCAUUCGCCAUUACCCAAAGCAAGUCAAAAUCAAAAUCAUACCACAAUUAACAAUCAUACACACGCACAUCUACCACCUCAUCCACAUCAUUUGCAACAAAAUUGCAAUCAUAAUCAUAGCAAUACGAAUCGCCAGACGAACGGCAUCAACACGCUCAACGACGGUUAUACGACACCCAAAGCGCAUGACGCCGGCAGCGUCGAGAAUGCUACCGCCAAGGAAACGCACAAUGAUGGCGGCACUUUUUGAGUUGCAAUAUGUCGCUGCCAUCAACCGGUACUGAGACCCAUUGCGCCACUACCGCCGCCCUCUGGUACAACGACUGAGACCGAAACUGAGACUUCAUCAACCACAACAACAACACCAACGCCUUCACCAACACCAACACCACCAUCACCACCGCCGUUACCGCUGCCCUUGCUCCGCACACAUACCACACACAUUGCGCACACCGCCGGCCAAACCUUACGCCGGCGGCCAUGCGAAAUUACAAUACCAAGUGCCAGCACAAACGCAAGCAAAGCUGCCACCACGGUCGCCACCUCAUUACCGCUACCCACAUGCACAAAUCCAUUGCAUGCAUCAUCAUCAUACAUACAUCAGCACUACCAUCAUUUCAAUAGCGUUCAUUAUUGUCAUGACUGCCUCUCCUCACCCUCACCACCACCACCACCACCAUCACUACUAGCGACAUCAUCAUCAGUAGUUGCUGCUACCAUAACUGAGCAGGCAGUGGUGCAUGCAUCCUCGUCUAUGUCCUCAUUGGCGACACCACCCCCCUUGCCACCACUAUUACCGCUUCCAAAGCCAUUGGCCCAAAUUCAAGAUGCGUCGUCUGCGCCUUUACUGGAACAUUGUUCCUGUGGCUUGACGUUCACCGUGGAACCGGAGCCUGUCUACGAAUUGUCGCCGCGUGCGGUACACUUUGAAUCCCCCAUACAGUCCACCCUAUACGGCAGCCAAAGUGUAUAUAGUAGUAGUAGUAAUGUGUAUGAGUACGAACAGUCGACAACAAACGAUUCAAGUGAAGAUUAUGUGAGCAAAGUGCAAACUCAAACCACACAUAUUCAUGCACACUGUUGCCAACACGCGCAGAACAACGCGCAUGCGCAAACUGAAUUCGACUAUGAACAGCGAUGAUGAUGUUGAUGGUACUGAGACGAGACGCAUGUAAUGCUCAUUGUUUUGUUGCAAAUCAAAUUGUAAUUCAAAUAUUCUAACUAUAAUCGAUACCAAACCAAAUUACGCCAAACGGCAUUUAGAUAUAUAUAUAUAUACAUACAACAAACAUAUAUGCAAAUGAAUUGGAAUAUACUAAUCAUAUAUUGUAAGACACUAAGAUGAAGCGCAACACGUUUACAGUUACUAGUUGCGAACGCGCGAGCAACUUUUACUAAUGUUGUACUUUAGCAGUAACGGAUGAAUAACUUUAAUUAUAAUUGCGUUCGCAUGUCGAAAAUUUGUAAAAUAUAUAUGUAUGUAGGUAACCCAAAGUCUUCUAAGUAAAUACACACAUACAUGCAUAUGCAUUGGAAUUUUAUAAUAUUAAAGUAGUUAUUAUGAAAAAAUGUUUAUUUGAUUUUUUUUUUUUAAUCGUCUUUAACCUCAAAUAAUAUCUCAUAAUUAGCUUAGUUAGGUACUCAUAUACACAUAAUAUAGCAACAACAUUUAUCACAACAUCUUUUAUCGCGGCAGAAAACCUGCCUACAAUAACUUUGAGGAAUGUUUUCGACAGUAAUGUAACUGGAACAGACCCGAACUUUUAUCUUCAGUUCUUUGCACGAUAUUAGCCCGCGUCUAUUCCGUUAUUUAAAUCCAACUCUCAUAGAAACGCUGAACUUAUUACCGUUUACUCGUUUAAAAAGUAACAUUGAAAAACUACCCAAAUAGUGGUAUAACUUCUAAAAUAGUGUUAAAUAAUACUUCGGUUUUCUUUCAACUUGUUUCCACGAUCACUUUGUAAUAGUAUUAUAAAAAUUUUUUUAUUUUUUUUGUUAUUUUUCCAUUAAUUUGAAAUUAGUAAAUAAGUGCAUAAAAAUGUGCGGUUUUUGUAGACAUUACAUAGUCAAAAAAUUUAUUUUUCUAGAAAAGUUGGAACUUCGUGGACCCUACUGGGAAACUUUUCAGAAGCACAGCUAGUAUUCGAAUUUCGAAAAAUUGAAUCAUUUUGUUACUGCAUAAUUCGAUAGUCUAUACUUUGAAAGAUAAAUAAAUAUUAAAUGUAAUUUUAGCGGUCCAAAAGGAAUGUCAUAAUAACUUUUUUUUUAAUCUUAGGUCAUUGUAUUAUAUAUGCAGUAUGUAGUACUGUUACAAAAAAUAAGUGAUAAUUUUAAGGGCAAAGUGCAAAAUGGGAAACAUGAUAUAUUGAACAUGAUGAUAGAUUUGAAUACGAUCAUAAAUACAUUUUAAAACACAUUAUUUAUAAAUAUUCCUGGAUUUCAAAUUGUACUAUGGUCAUAGGAAAAGCUUAUUGUAACGGUUGUCUCUCGGAAGAUAAAUGUCAAAUCACUGACAGUAUAAUCUGUAUGAUUGUUUUAUUUAUACUCUAAUUUUAAAAAAAUAUAUAUUUAUUGUGCGCGGUAAGUUUUCAAGCACAGUCGGUAGGAUUUUAUUGUAGUGAUCACGUACGAAUUCAAACUUAUAAUUUAUUUUAAAAUUUAACAGAUUUUCAGAAUGACAGGUCAUUUCCAUUAGUUAGUCAGCUUAUCAGUUGUAGGGCGAAGGUUUAUAUUUUAUUUACUAUCUCCAUGUCAAACAUUUUGUAUGAGUAACCAGAAUUGAACCAACUACAAGCAUACACACAUUUGUCAGGCUUCUUUGUCGCUAAUAUUUUACGUUAAGUGGUUUAUGAGAAAUAGUUUUAUGUAGUAAUUUUACAAACAAAUAUUGGGAAAUAUGAAAUAUUUGAAAAGAGCUUAGGUUUGAGUUUGGCUUGAUAUUGAGUCUGCUGAAAGUACAUAUAUACAAUUAUAAACCUGGCUGUUGCUGUUGCCAUCGCUAUAAAAUGUCCUAAUAGUAGACCAUAGGCGGGCGAAAUGGGAAAAUUAGCUCCCGUUCCCACGACAGUCGGGUCUACGUAACCGGAACGGACCCGGAUUUAUUCCGGCCAAGGACUGUCAACUUGGCAGAAUUCUGUCGCUACAACAACAGAAAAUUAGUUCCAAAUAUUUUUUGUUGUAAAUUACAAAAAAAAUCUCAGUUACAAUAUUGAUCUAAAAACAUAAGUUUUAACCUGUACUAACGGUAAAUAAUAUUUUAAAUGUACAAAGAAAACACGCAAACACAAAAUAGCGCUGAGCAAGAAAAUUAAAAAGAACUUUUGAAAAAAAAAAUUAUAUUCAAAAACUAAAAUCCCUAACAAACAAAAAACAAACCCGCAACGAAUAUUGAAAUGAUUAAACGAAUAUUUUACUUAUGAUAUUACAUUUUUGAAAACCCACAAAAGUGCAUAAAUACAUACAAACACACAAAACACGAAAAAAGUAACUAAUCGAAGCGCAAGAAAUACUAACUGCCAUAGAAUUGCGAAAAGCGAAUUGAACUUUAUACAUAUACAUAUGUAUUUACUAAAUACUAAUUACAUAGGUACAUGAGUACAUAUCUAUGUACAUACUUCCAAUCUACGUGGUUACAUUCAAUUAUAAAACUAGCCUGAUGAUAUUAAUGUGAAUUGUGACAACAACAAAACUAAAUAAAUAAACAGAAAAAAGCAUAAAUAUUACAUACAUACAUACAUACAUAUGUAUGUACAUAGACUUGUGCAUAAAUGUUGAAAUUUAAAGUUGUGAGUAAAGCAAAUUAUUGCGAUAACGAAAUCAAAGUUCUUCUAACAAUUAAGCAAAGACAACAAAUCAAAAAAA
Bactrocera oleae (olive fruit fly) is the source of this 10954-nucleotide messenger RNA. Lineage: Eukaryota; Metazoa; Arthropoda; Insecta; Diptera; Tephritidae. The record is from RefSeq and is a predicted model, not a curated record.